Messenger RNA from Syzygium oleosum, 495 nucleotides. RefSeq names its product putative cysteine-rich receptor-like protein kinase 33. The coding region runs from base 1 to 495 and encodes 164 amino acids. The transcript is spliced from 2 exons. Lineage: Eukaryota; Viridiplantae; Streptophyta; Magnoliopsida; Myrtales; Myrtaceae. Gene Ontology annotation, molecular function: protein kinase activity. The record is from RefSeq and is a predicted model, not a curated record. Gene Ontology annotation, biological process: protein phosphorylation.
AUGUCUCCUGAAUACGCCAUGUAUGGACAAUUUUCAGUAAAAUCCGACGUGUUCAGCUUCGGUGUGUUAAUGCUUGAGAUCAUUACUGGCAAGAUGAAUCAGAAUUCUCACAUAUCAGAUGAUGACUCCGGCCUUCUCGACUACGUUUGGGAACAUUGGAGAACUGGAGCACCAUUGGAGAUUGUGGAUCCGAUGGUCGGUGAAUCUUACCUGGCAAACGAAGUGAUCAGAUGUUUUCACAUUGGCUUGCUCUGCGUUCAGAACGACAGAGAAGCCCGACCUGCCAUGGAUACGGUUGUUCUUAUGCUUAGUAGUGCUGAUUCCAUUAGCCUCCCUGUGCCUGAGCAACCUACAUUCUCUGUCCCAAAUGUGAAACCCAAACAACAUUCUCAAGAUGGAAACUCGAAUCGAUCCAGCAAGCAGCUCAAUAGCAGCAAGAUAAUGCCGCAAUGUUCAGUGACCAGCGGCUGUCUUACUGAUGUGGUACCUCGAUAG